CUCCCCUUUAUUCACGCCGCUCUCACUUCCAAAUACACACUUUUUCUCCUCCACUGCUAAAACAAAAACAAGAAGAAAGAAAGGUUUCCUACAUCUCCCUUUCAUUACAACCAAACCCUCUUCCUUAAAAAAAUGUCUGAGUUUUCCUUCUCAAACACCUUCAAGAAGACAGAAUUCUCUACCCUUCUCCUCUCUGACUUCUUCCAAAUUUGCUUCUUCAUUCUCUCCCACCCUCUCUACUUCUCCUACUUCAUUUUCUUCUCCCCAUACCUUCUCAAGUUCCUCUCUUUCCUCUCCCCUCUCUUCAUCACCACCCUCCUCCUCCUCCUUGUUCUUCUCACUAUCUCUCCCCACCUUGUCCAGGAAAAGUCCCACUCAUCCGAAUUGGGUUUUCUUGUUAGUCCAUAUCAAACUGUUUUGAACACACUGCAGCCAAAAUUGGAGGAUGACAAUGGAAGUUUCCAGCAUUUUGAGGAGCUUGAAGUUUACAAGAUUGUGUUUGACACCUCCACCUUUGAGAUUAGAGAGGAGCCGGCUGAAGUUUUGGAGUUGGAAGUUAAAGAAAUUUGCUCAUCACAAGCAUAUGAUGAGCCACCGGUUGACAAGAGUCUGGUUUAUGAGACUACACAGCCUGCAGAAGUCAUCACUCAGCAGAUUAUGGAAGUGAAGAGGCUGGAAAGCUUUUUCCAAGAAGAGAAUGAGUUAGAGAAAACCAUGUCUUUUUCAAAGGAAGAAAAAGAAGUCAACCAAACCGGCGUAAAGUCCUAUAAAGUGGAAGAAGAAGAAGAAGAAGAAGAGGAAAACAGAGAAAAAGAAUCCAAGGCAGUGAUGGAGAAAAAUUCUCCCAAUCUUGGAAGUUUUGGAUCAAUGAGGAAAGAGAAGGAGUGGAGAAGGACAUUGGCAUGCAAGCUUUUUGAGGAGAGACACAAUGUGGAAGGAGGAGGAGAAGGAAUGGAUAUGCUUUGGGAGACAUAUGAGACAGAAUCCACCAAGGGUCAGAAAAAAGGCAGCAACAGGAAGAAUGAUGAGGAUGAUGAUGAUGAAGAUGAAGAGGAAGACAUGGAUGAGCAGCUAUGCUGCUUACAAGCUCUGAAGUUUUCUGCAGGGAAGAUGAACUUGGGAAUGGGAAGGCCUAAUCUUGUCAAGAUCUCCAAAACCCUCAAAGGGUUUGGAUGGUUGCACAAUCUCAGCAGGCAUGGCAAGAAAGGAUACCAUUGAAUUUUGUUCAUGUUUGAUUAAUUUUCAAUUAUCAGAUAUGUGUCAGCUUGUUUAAGAAUAACAAGUAAAUAUUCCCUUUUGUUUUUAACAUUUCUGUUCACGAUAAGUGUGCUUAAUUAAAAACAAAUAAUAAUUAAACUCU
Molecule: messenger RNA, 1360 nt
Organism: Corylus avellana
Lineage: Eukaryota; Viridiplantae; Streptophyta; Magnoliopsida; Fagales; Betulaceae
Product: acidic leucine-rich nuclear phosphoprotein 32 family B protein
Source: RefSeq, a predicted model, not a curated record